CCCCACCUCCACCAGGCCUAUCACCCUUCCACACAAGAGGCUGUGCCAGACAGCCUGUGCUGAUAUACAAAGACCAGAGCUNAUCAAGCCUUCAGGAGGUGACGAACUGACAGGCUGACAGAAGCCAUUUGGUUCACAUUUCCAUCCAAGGGCUCCACUGGGGAAGGGCUUGUCUCCGCAUAGGUCUGACCACAGCAGCAAAGUUGGAAUGAUGAUGCAGCAGAGAAGAACCAAGAAAGGAGGAGUGCUUUCAGAAUUCCAAAUCUGAAAGCAGAAGCUCAGAUUCACAGCUGAGUGACAGGGCCACAUGAGACUUUACGGCCUUCAAAUGUGGUCACAGAGAUCGUUUGUGAGUUUUUAGAAAAUACAAGGAAAAAUUNCAAUUGGGAUACUUGUUCAGUUGUGAAGUCAGCUGUUGGUACCCAACUGGAAGCCACAAUGAUUCGGGCCUUCGUUCAGCCAUCCACACCCCCAUACCAGCCNCUCUCCAGUCACACGUCUGAGGAAACAGAGAGGAAGUUCAAGGGCAAGGUGGUACAUGAAGCUCAACUCAACUGUUUCUACAUUUCUCCUGGAGGUUCCAACUAUGGGAGCCCACGCCCAGCUCAUGCCAACAUGAAUGCCAAUGCAGCUGCAGGACUUGCUCCCGAGCACAUCCCUACUCCAGGGGCAGCACUGUCCUGGCAGGCAGCCAUCGAUGCCGCCCGGCAGGCCAAGCUCAUGGGCAGUGCUGGCAACGCAACCAUCUCUACCGUCAGUUCCACACAGCGGAAGCGGCAGCAGUAUGGGAAACCCAAGAAGCAGGGGGGCACAACAGCCACACGGCCGCCCCGGGCUCUGCUCUGCCUGACUCUGAAGAACCCUAUCCGGAGGGCGUGCAUAAGCAUUGUUGAAUGGAAACCAUUUGAAAUCAUUAUUUUACUGACUAUUUUUGCCAAUUGUGUGGCCUUAGCAAUCUAUAUUCCCUUUCCGGAAGACGACUCCAACGCCACCAACUCCAACCUGGAACGAGUGGAGUAUCUCUUCCUCAUCAUUUUUACCGUGGAAGCAUUUUUAAAAGUAAUUGCCUACGGACUUCUCUUCCACCCCAACGCAUACCUCCGCAACGGUUGGAAUUUACUGGAUUUUAUAAUUGUGGUUGUAGGGCUUUUUAGUGCAAUUUUAGAACAAGCAACCAAAGCUGAUGGGGCCAAUGCUCUAGGAGGGAAAGGAGCUGGAUUUGACGUGAAGGCACUGAGAGCAUUCCGCGUGCUCCGUCCCCUGCGACUGGUGUCCGGAGUCCCAAGUCUCCAGGUGGUCCUGAACUCCAUCAUCAAGGCCAUGGUGCCUCUGCUGCACAUCGCUCUUCUUGUGCUCUUCGUCAUCAUCAUUUAUGCUAUUAUCGGCCUGGAGCUCUUCAUGGGAAAGAUGCACAAGACCUGCUACAACCAGGAGGGCAUAAUAGAUGUUCCAGCAGAAGAGGACCCUUCCCCUUGUGCUUUGGAGACAGGCCAUGGGCGACAGUGUCAGAACGGGACCGUGUGCAAACCUGGGUGGGAUGGGCCCAAGCACGGCAUCACCAACUUCGACAACUUCGCCUUCGCCAUGCUGACGGUGUUCCAGUGUAUCACCAUGGAGGGCUGGACAGACGUGCUGUACUGGAUGCAAGACGCUAUGGGCUAUGAGUUGCCCUGGGUGUAUUUUGUCAGUCUGGUCAUCUUUGGAUCCUUUUUCGUUCUAAAUCUGGUUCUCGGUGUUUUGAGCGGGGAGUUUUCCAAAGAGAGGGAGAAAGCCAAAGCCCGAGGAGAUUUCCAGAAGCUUCGAGAGAAACAGCAGCUAGAAGAAGAUCUCAAAGGCUACCUGGACUGGAUCACCCAGGCAGAAGACAUUGACCCUGAGAACGAGGACGAGGGCAUGGAUGAAGACAAGCCUCGAAACAUGAGCAUGCCCACAAGUGAGACUGAGUCUGUCAACACUGAAAACGUGGCUGGAGGUGACAUCGAGGGAGAAAACUGUGGAGCCAGGCUUGCGUGAGUACCCGUGGCAAACUUAGCGCUGAGUUCUUCCUGGGGCAUGAGUUCUUGGGGCACGACCUGGGAAGCUGCUUCUGGUGUUGAGUGGGAUGGCUCNGCACUGCAGUGUGCAGAAUCAGAACAUGGGUUGACAAUCUGUGCUCUAUGUGGAGAGAAAAGAGGCCUGGGGUUAUGUAAUGGCUUCAUACGUGGUAGUGGGCUUUUCAAAUUCAAUCCCGUCUUCAGCACUUCUGUGAGGGCCACAAGUAUCACAUGCUGAGGCCCUUUCACCUCACCAGUGAAGCACAGAAGGUAGGGUGCUCUGAUGUGGGUUUUAUCCCACACACACCUUUCUUUUCAUGCAAGCCAGUAAGUAGGUCAGGGUCCCU
Messenger RNA from Mus caroli (Ryukyu mouse), 2380 nucleotides. Lineage: Eukaryota; Metazoa; Chordata; Mammalia; Rodentia; Muridae. The record is from RefSeq and is a predicted model, not a curated record.